This is a messenger RNA of Pundamilia nyererei, 1344 nucleotides long. RefSeq names its product integrin alpha-M-like. The transcript has 12 exons. Bases 70 to 1287 code for a protein of 405 amino acids. The record is from RefSeq and is a predicted model, not a curated record. NCBI's taxonomy places the organism in Eukaryota, Metazoa, Chordata, Actinopteri, Cichliformes, Cichlidae.
UGCAGCGGAGUUUGGGCCCAGGCACAGCUAAUGACGUCAGACUUAAACACCGGAUAGGAGGCCGAGACUAUGUCUGCUCUGUGGACUGCAGCCUGCCAGACACCAUGGGCUAAGGCCCAGCCACAAGUGUUAAAUGCUGCACUUAGUUUCAAUAUUGAUCCCGUGGCUUGGAAGACCCUGAGGAACUCUGCUGCUGGUUUUGGCUACCAGGUGGUUCAAAGACAAUCCGAUUUGCUUGUCAGUGCCCCACUUGAACAGUAUUCACAAAACAGAAAGGGGAGAAUAUACAGGUGUACCAUCUCUGGUGAAAACUGCCUAAAUAUACAAUUUCGAGAGCCAGAAUUUGCUAUCAACAUGUCUUUUGGUUUGACAAUGAAAAGUGAUCCUGGAACCCAAAAUGCUGUGGCAUGUGGUCCAACUAUUCCAAAGGACUGCAAAAGUAUCACCAUGUACAGUGGAGUAUGCUUUCAAAUAAACCGUUCCAAUAGAUUUGAGCGUCCCAUACCACCUUCUGUCAAAGAAUGCCUGCUGCAAGCAGACAUUGCCUUUCUGUUGGAUGGUUCAGGGAGUGUAUAUAGCGAAGAUUUUCAAACAAUGAAGACCUUUGUGAAAAAUCUGGUUCGGUCUUUUCUCUCAAGUGAUACAAAGUUUUCUGUUUCCCAGUUCUCUACUUCAUCAAAGGUCCAUUACUAUUUUGAUAAUUUUUUCUCAUCUGGAUCAUGGGAAUCUAACAUUGAUAGAAUAAAACAACUAGACCAAGCAACUUACACAGCUGAGGCCAUCGAACAUGUUGUCCAAAAUGUUUUUACACCACAAAGAGGAUCCAGAUCAAAUGCAAAGAAGGUGCUGAUAGUUAUUACUGAUGGAGAAUCUCAUGACUCACAUCGCUUACCAUAUGUAGCAAGGCUAGCUGAGAGUAAAAAGAUUGUUCGAUUUGCUAUUGGGGUGGGGAAUGCAUUUAAUAAACCUGCUGCAGAACAGGAGCUGAAAACCAUUGCAUCGUCUCCGUCAGACAAACACAUAUUUCAAGUUAGGGACUUCAACGCCCUUGAAAUAAUAAGACAGAAUUUACAGGACAACAUUUUCUCUAUCGAAGGAUCACAAACCAGUGGAGAGUCACUGAAAAUGGAAAUGUCUCAAGAGGGAUUCAGUGCAGUUUAUGUGCCUGAGGGAAUUCAGAUGUCUAUUGUUGGUGCAAACCAGUGGAAGGGAGGCUACAUGCAAUACACAACAGGAGGCCAGAAGGUUACUCCAUGGCAAUUGCUAAAUCCUGGAGUGGCUCAGUGACAGUUGUUGGUGCUCCAAGAUAUAAACACAGAGGAGUUGUGUUUGCUGUUAACAGAG